AUGAACGGGAUGGGCUGCGGAUCCUUGGAGGCGAGACCUACGGGCCAGCGAGAAGCGCGGGGCGACGAGAGGAUGCUGGCCUGGAAGCUCGCGCAGCAGUACGCGUUGCAGGACGCGGCGCGGUACGAGCGCGACUGCCGGGGGCUCGCCCCGACAGGCGGCCACGGGGCGGAGCUCGCCCACGAUAGAGGGCCGCAGGACGCCUACACUGGAGAGCGUAAGAGUGCGAGUAAGCAUGUGAUGAUGUGCGCAUCGGCCGUGGCCGAGCCGCCGGACGACCAUGUCGUCGAUCUGCUGGAGGCGCUACCCGAGGGUGAGCGGCAGUGCUACUCGGACGAGCUGAACGUCCUCGACUACAGCGGGAAGUCGGGAGUCAUCUUCGAGGAGCUGGAGGAGCGCUUUGCGUUCGUGGGGGGCUCGACGUCGGAGCACGCCCGCUACCUGAUGCGGGAUGACCUGCCGAAGGAUAUGUGGACGUUCGAGGCCCCCUGCGAUGUUCAGGCCUACUGUGGGUUCAGCUGCGUACCGAAGAAGGACCCGACGAAGCAGCGGAAGGUCUUGAUGAUGUGCGCCAGCAACUACGCGUGGGCGGACCCCCACCAGCGCGGGGACCACGGGAUGCACGGCGGGGCGGCGAUGGCCUCCAUGCGCGCCCCGACCGACAUGUGGGGCGUGGCGGCCUUCGACGAGGGCAACGCCUUCACUCGCCUCAGGGUGCCCGCCUGGAUGGCCAGGUGGCAGGCCUGCCCGCCGCUGAGGGCCUGCUGGGUGUGGGAGAAGCUGAGCCAGCGGACCCGCGACCUGGUGGGGCCUGCGGGUUGGGUGGCACCCUGCUACCACAGGCUGGCCAUGGGAGGCUCGCGCUCCGUGCACCUGCUCAUGACGGUGAAUACGGCGAUCAUCGGCAAGGCGCUGCUGGGCGUGGGCGCCCGCCUGGCGGCGCCCCAGGGCGUCGCGCCCCCCCGCGGCCGCCGUGGCAGGCGGCGCGCCAGGGCAUUCGCCGCCCGAGGGCGGGGGGCUGGAGGGCGACCGAGCUUGGAGGGCUACAGCGUGGCCGGGUGGAUCGAAGCUGUGAAGGCGGCGAAGAGAGAGGGCAUGGAUGCCCUGACCGAGUUACGAUGCGACGGCCCCCACUCCCACGAGUCCGCCGAGGGCAAGUUGGCCGACGGGACCUUUCGCACGAUACCUCUCGCACAGUACCCCGCGGCGAUGUGCGAGGCGCUGGGCAGCAUGAUAGUUCAGACCCUGACCUGUUUUGAGAAGAGCGGCCUGGGUGGCACGGGGUGGCGACGGCCGCCCGAGGCGGACAGGACGGUGGCGGCCUGGGGCACUCGCAGCACGACCGCCCCCCCCGUGGCCGUGAGGAACGAGGACGUGCUGCGAGGACGUGGGCUCGUGCUGGACGGACCGCAGAUGGCCUUUUACCUACGCGUCGACGACGGCGUGGCGAUGGCGGGAGGCCUGGACGGCGGCUCGCGAGCGACGAAGACAAUGCACCAGCUAGCGGACGCCCUGACGGAGGCGGGCUUCGUGGUCACCGACCGCACGGAGGCCUGUGACAUGCGGAAGGUGCUGGGUUACGCGCCGCAGGCGCGACCAGCUCAACUUCGGCUGCCGCCGACGAGGGCCCGAGAGCUGGUGCAACAGCUUGAGCUGAUGAGUGGCGCGCGCACCGUGGACACGGAGGAGCUGCGCUCGCUCUUGGGAAUUUGGAUCUGGGGUGCGCUGCUACGACGAGAGGUGCUGUGCAUCCCCAGCGCGGUCUUCCGCCUGCUGGAGAGGUACCCGCGUCAACGGGUGGGCAACUGGGCGACAGUUCGCAGGGGGCUGCGGGCCAUCGCCGAGGUGGUGCCACUGAUGUACGCGGACCUGGGAGCCCCGCCCGCGCCCGUCUACUUCGCCGCGGACGCCAUGGGCGCGAACGCCGAGGAUGACGGGGGCUGGGGGGUCCUGGUGACCAACCUGAGCAAGGAGAUCGCGCAGGACUUCAUCGACACGGGCGGCAGCUUGGGCUACACCGUGGCACGGCUGGACGGCGAGCUGACUGGGCUGAGGCGCCCAGAGCAGAUGAUCAGGAGGACGAAGCCCUUCAGCCUCUUGCCCGACCGAGUGUUCAAACCCGACGAGGACUGGACGAUCGUGGGCCAGGGGAGGUGGCGCUCAGCCGACUGCAUCACCCUGGGAGAGGGGCGCUGCGUCGUGAAGAUGAGUCGCCUGGCGGCUGCAACACCCGCCCUCCACCGCACCGUGCUCCCGAUCUUGGAGGACAACCAGCCAGCGUCGGGUGCGGCGAACAAAGGGAGGAAGCUGGACAGCACCUCUGUUGAGAAGGUGAAGCCGCGUACCCUGGCAGCAUGCAGGGCAGCGGCGGUGAAGUUUGUGACCUACUUGGACGAGAACGGCUUUGUCCCCGACGGGCCCGAGCAGUGGGACGACCUGUUGGUAGAAUACAAGAGCGACCUGCAGAUGACAAAGUGCAAUUUCGAGUAUACCGAGACUGCAGUGGAGUUUGUGUUCCCACGCCUGAGGAGGAGGCUAACGUGGUCCCACUCGGUGAUAGACGCAUGGCGAGUCGCGGCUGAGGUCAAGCACGCUCCGCCGCUUGGGCGCGCGCCAGCCAACCUUGCCGCAAUCUACUUUGCAUGUUGGGGUGUGCCGCGGCUGGGAGUAGGCCUGCUGCUGCAGGUUGACCGCGGCCUGCGACCAUCAGAGGUGUUGCAGUUACGAGCAAAAGACAUAUCUCUACCAUCGUCUAGAGGGGGACCGGACCUGCAACCGAACUGGGUAAUCAACUUGGGGGCCAAAGCAGGGACAAAGGCCAAGAGGAUGCAGUUUGCCAUUAUACUGGAGCGAGGUGGAAUGUUGGAGGACCUCCUGCAUCGAGUAGUCCUAGGAACUCCGCCAGAGGGCCUCCUCUUCCCUUACCCACUCGUCGACUACAGGCAUCGGCUCAGGCAAUUUGAAGCAACCCUUGGCCUCGACAUCCACUGGACGCCCCACUCGGCGCGGGCGGGCUAUGCAAGCGAUUCCGUGGCUCGUGGUAUCCCCUUCCAGGAGAUCAAGGAGGCGGGACGGCGGCUCACCGAGUCCAGCCUCCGCAUCUACGUGGACGUUGUCACCGCCUCUCGAGUACUGGCGCAGGCUGAGCAGCGAGGGAUCGCAUCGCUCGUGCGAGAGGCGUCCGAGCAGCUGCCCAGCUACUUCCCGCAGGGCAUCUUCGGCGAGGACGCGUGCGGCAAGCAUGCCGCCGACAGGCUGGCGCAAGGGGGAGGACGGGUCCUGGGUGCCCCCAGUGCCUGGGCGCCCGCCAGCCCCACUGGCGGGGGGCCGCCGACGCCGCCACCAGCGCCGGACCUGGGCGAGCUGGUGGACGGGAUCCUGGCGGGACCGCCGCAGCAGGGACAUGCAGCAGCGGGGGCGGCCGCGGCCGAGGUCGAGGGGCCAGCGCCAGCGAACCUGGGCGCGUUGCAGCCGCUGGCAGCGCGCCCGCAGGGAGCGGCCGCGGCGGCAGGGCAGCGCCGCGCCAGGGCCGGCGGCUGGGCGCUGCUGCGCGCGGCCUGGAGCAUGGCGAGGUGGUGCGGACGCUCGUCCACGCGAGGCGUGACGUGGGCGGCUGUCGCCGUCUGGCUGAUCGCGUGGCUGUACGUGUCCGGGCCGAUGGCCCAUUUCGGGGCCAUGAUGGGCGUGGCUGCGAGCGUGUCGGUCUCGGCGGGCAAGGUAGUCGACCACAGCCUUGGAGCCGUGAUCACGGCUGCUCAAGGCGAGGCGUGGCGAGGCGUGGACAUCGCCGACCUCCGUGUACACCAGCGCCGCGCCGAGCGGAUCGCCGACGACCCCGCGUUACUGCAGGAAUGGGUGCUACGAGAGUUUCUGUCAGUGGAGCCACGCCCCCCUGGGGCAGACCAGGUGGCCAGCGCGCUCGCUGAAGCGUCCGUGACACUGCCGCGCGCAACAGAGAGAUGGCCAAUGAUGGUGUGGCCAGGCCAGUGCAGAGAGUUCCACAUGACCUACGAUCUACUGUCCACUGGAUUCUACGGCGUUCACGUGGUCGACCGCAUCGUGAAUUUCAGCGUGCAGUGGUCGAACCCGCUGCGGAGCGGCCUCGAGUGCGACCUCGGCUCAGAGAGAGACACCAUCCGCCUCCACAUCAACUCGACCCUCUCCAGGCUCCCCCUCCCCGCGAUCCGCUACAUGUCGAUGAGCGACCGCGAACUCGAGCUCGCGAAGCUCCCGGGGGCCUGGAUCACCAUGAGUCGUAGGCUGUUUCGAGCUCUCUUUCUGGCAGUGAAGAGUGUCCUACAGUUGUUUCUGUUCGGACAGUGA
Molecule: messenger RNA, 4323 nt
Organism: Prorocentrum cordatum
Lineage: Eukaryota; Dinophyceae; Prorocentrales; Prorocentraceae
Source: the annotation of a GenBank genome assembly